Molecule: messenger RNA, 1494 nt
Organism: Talaromyces marneffei
Lineage: Eukaryota; Fungi; Ascomycota; Eurotiomycetes; Eurotiales; Trichocomaceae
Exons: 3
Coding region: 1-1494 (497 amino acids)
Biological process (GO): lactate metabolic process
Molecular function (GO): heme binding; L-lactate dehydrogenase (cytochrome) activity
Source: RefSeq, a predicted model, not a curated record
AUGGCUAAACUCACAGGCCAAGAAGUCUCCCAGCACAACAAUAAAGAUUCGUGUUGGGUCAUUGUGCACGGAAAGGCAUAUGAUGUCACUGAAUUUUUACCUGAACACCCCGGCGGCCAGAAGAUUAUCCUAAAAUACGCCGGCAAAGAUGCAACCGAGGAAUUUGAACCCAUUCACCCUCGCGACACCCUGGACAAAUACCUGGAUUCGUCCAAGCAUUUAGGCCCAGUUGACAUGUCGACGGUGGAACAUGAUGAGAAAGUGAAAGACCCCUUAGAGAUGGAGCGCGAGGAGCGUAUCAAGCGCAUGCCGGCGCUUUCUCAGUGCUAUAAUCUGUUGGAUUUUGAGUCCGUCGCUAGACAGGUCAUGAAGAAUACGGCAUGGGCUUAUUAUUCGAGUGGUGCUGAUGACGAGAUUACAAUGCGAGAAAAUCAUACCGCAUUCCACAAAGUCUGGUUCCGCCCUCGCGUCCUUGUCGAUGUCGAAAAAGUCGACUUUUCAACCACAAUGCUUGGAUCAAAAACCUCUGUUCCAUUCUACGUGACUGCCACCGCACUUGGUAAAUUGGGUCAUCCCGAGGGUGAGGUCGUCCUCACCAGGGCCGCUCAUAACCAUGAAGUCAUUCAGAUGAUCCCGACUCUAGCAUCAUGUUCCUUUGACGAAAUUGUUGACGCACGUAAAGGCGAUCAAGUGCAAUGGUUGCAGUUGUACGUCAACAAGGAUAGAGCAAUUACAAAGAAAAUCGUCGAGCAUGCCGAGAAACGGGGCUGUAAAGCGCUUUUCAUCACAGUUGAUGCACCGCAAUUAGGUCGACGAGAGAAGGAUAUGCGUGUCAAGUUUUCGGAUACCGGGUCAAACGUCCAGGCAUCUGGUGGUGAUAGCAUUGACCGAUCACAGGGUGCGGCACGUGCCAUUUCUUCAUUUAUUGACCCCAGUCUCUCAUGGAAGGAUAUCCCCUGGUUCAAAUCCAUCACCAAAAUGCCCAUCCUCCUCAAAGGCGUGCAGUGCGUCGAAGACGUGCUACGUGCCGUCGAAGCCGGUGUUCAAGGUGUCGUCCUCUCCAAUCACGGCGGCCGACAACUCGAUUUCGCUCCGUCCGCUAUCGAGAUCCUCGCCGAAGUCAUGCCCAUCCUCCGCGAGCGCGGCUGGGAAAACAAAAUCGAAAUCUUCAUUGACGGCGGCAUCCGUCGUGGAACGGAUAUCAUCAAAGCUCUCUGCCUGGGCGCAACGGGCGUUGGUAUCGGCCGUCCUUUCUUGUAUGCUAUGUCCACAUAUGGCCAAGAAGGUGUUGAACGCGCAUUCCAGCUCCUCAAAGAUGAGCUGGAAAUGAAUAUGAGAUUGAUCGGCGCUGCCACCGUGGCAGAUUUGAAUCCUACUAUGGUGGAUACUAGGGGUCUAGUGGGCGGUCAUUACGCUGCGCCCUCGGAUACCUUGGGAUUGAAUGUAUAUGAUCCAUUGGUGACGCCACGGUUUGCUGAGAAGUCGAAGCUUUAG